Molecule: messenger RNA, 2130 nt
Organism: Metschnikowia bicuspidata var. bicuspidata NRRL YB-4993
Lineage: Eukaryota; Fungi; Ascomycota; Pichiomycetes; Serinales; Metschnikowiaceae
Gene: MAL31
Product: maltose permease
Exons: 1
Coding region: 318-2045 (575 amino acids)
Biological process (GO): carbohydrate transport; transmembrane transport
Cellular component (GO): membrane
Molecular function (GO): carbohydrate:proton symporter activity
Source: RefSeq, a predicted model, not a curated record
GCUUUAUUUCAGGCAUGUGUGUUUCAUCUUGUGGAGUGAGUCCAAAGUUUACGAGACUUCAUCCGUUCAAACACGGCUUUGCAAUAUCUGCAUAUAGAAUGCAUUGUUUCGUGGGGUCGAACUUCCUUCUAGCAUUCCCGUUGAAUCGGGCAUGGGAAAACGCACCAGUAUGCACAAGGCGCCACGAAAGCAAGAAUUCAGUUCUCUCUAUUUCCACAUCUAGCCAUCUCUCGGAAUCUAUAUAUAAGCUUGCUUUGUUCCUGGAAUCGAUCGGGAUUUUUAAUUUUCAGUAACAAAGAAGAAUACUCUACCGGACAAUGACUGACCCAAAGAAAGCACAGGCCCCAAUGUUGGUUGAGACCGAGAAGGUCAAAACAAAUUCCAACGACUCUUUAGACGCUGAAACUCAAGACUAUAUCGCAAAGUUCUUGGACAUUUCACAGAAUGCAAAAGAAAAUGACAAGCAAGACAAGCACAUGUCCUUGAAGGAAGGCUUGAAGACAUUCCCUAAAGCAGCCAUGUGGUCUAUACUUUUGUCCACAGUGAUUAUUAUGGAGGGAUACGACGUCAAUCUUCUCAACUCGUUUUACAGCUUCCCAGACUUUGUCGAGAAGUUUGGCCGGUACUAUCCAGAGAAUGACUCAUAUGAGAUCCCCGCCAAAUGGCAAACGGCCUUGUCCAUGGCAGUGUACGUUGGUGAGAUUAUUGGCUUGUUCCUAGCCGGAAUUGUGUCAGACCGGAUUGGAUACCGCAAAACUUUAAUGGGAUCCUUGGCUAUGGUGACUGGUUUCAUCUUCAUUGUUUUCUUUGCUCCGAACGUGCAAGUUUUACUCGUGGGAGAAAUUUUGUUAGGCUUGCCUUGGGGUGCUUUCCAAACUUUGACAGUCUCUUACGCUUCUGAGGUAUGCCCAACUGUUUUGAGAUUGUAUUUGACAACUUACGUGAAUGCGUGCUGGGUGAUCGGACAGUUGAUUUCUUCUAGUAUUUUGAAAGGAAUGCUUAAUUCUAAUAUCGAGGAUUCAUACCGGAUUCCGUUUGCGUUGCAAUGGGUUUGGCCCGUCCCCAUUGCAAUUGGUAUCUAUUUUGCACCCGAGUCACCAUGGUGGUUGAUGAAAGUUGAUAGGGCGAGCGAUGCUAAGAAAUCACUUAUGAGAUUGCUCAGUGAGAAUGAAAACACUCCAGACAAGGAGAUUUUGGCCAAUGCAAUGGUCGACAAGAUGCUGAUGACAAUCAAAGAAGAAGCUGCAGUGCAAGAAGGAAUUUCUUACUUUGACGCUUUCAAACCAAACAAUUGGAGAAGAACGAGAGUAACUUGUAUGACUUGGUUGGUGCAAAACAUUACUGGAUCUGCUUUCAUGGGAUAUUCCACAUAUUUCUACCUCAACGCCGGCUUGUCAACCUCCAAUUCUUUUACCUUUUCCAUCGUUCAGUAUGUGUUGGGUCUCAUUGGAACCAUUUUGUCGUGGUUUCUUUCCCAGAAGUUUGGUAGAUUUGAUAUUUACUUUGGUGGUCUCUGCGUGCAGUCAGUGCUUUUGAUAGUCACUGGGUGUCUUGGUACAGUUAAUUCUCCUGGGGCAUCUUGGGGAGUCGGGUCCUUGCUUUUGGUCUUCACGUUUGUAUAUGAUAUGUCUGUUGGACCUAUCUGCUACUGUUUAGUGACCGAGCUUCCAUCAACUCAAUUGAGAACCAAGACGGUUAUCUUGGCAAGAAAUCUUUACAAUCUUUCGGGCAUUGUGAUUGCUAUAAUAAUGCCAUAUAUGUUGAACCCUACCGCAUGGAACUGGGGGGCAAAGACGGGAUUUUUCUGGGGCGGCUUUGCCGUCCUUUCUUCCAUCUGGUGUUGGUUUGAAUUGCCAGAAACCAAGGGAAGGACUUUCGCAGAGUUGGACAAUUUAUUUAGCCAAGGCAUCUCCGCCAGAAAGUUCAAGUCUACCGAGGUGGAAGUCUUUGAUGUUGGCCACAUGAUGGAAAAAAUCGGUCAGGAUGGAAUCCGCGGGGUAGUCGAAGAUAAAAAAGCUGAUUUCGGACACGUUGAACGUGUUUGAUUUGGUUGCAUUACGUUAGACUUUCCAAUUCGUUUCAAUUCUUGAUAUAUAGAAAAUAAAGAGUCGCGUUCGACAGGCUUUCUUU